Messenger RNA from Hevea brasiliensis (rubber tree), 670 nucleotides. RefSeq names its product ATP synthase subunit b, chloroplastic. The record is from RefSeq and is a predicted model, not a curated record. Gene Ontology annotation, biological process: proton motive force-driven ATP synthesis. The transcript has a single exon. Bases 1 to 555 code for a protein of 184 amino acids. Lineage: Eukaryota; Viridiplantae; Streptophyta; Magnoliopsida; Malpighiales; Euphorbiaceae. Gene Ontology annotation, molecular function: proton transmembrane transporter activity.
AUGAAAAAUGUAACCGAUUCUUUCGUUUCCUUGGGUCACUGGCCAUCCGCCGGGAGUUUCGGGUUUAAUACCGAUAUUUUAGCAACAAAUCUAAUAAAUCUAAGUGUAGUCCUUGGUGUAUUGAUUUUUUUUGGAAAGGGAGUGUUAAGUGAUUUAUUAGAUAAUCGAAAACAAAGGAUUUUGGAUACUAUUCGAAAUUCAGAAAAACUACGCGAGGGGGCUAUUGAACAGCUGGAAAAAGCCCGGGCCCGCUUACGGAAAGUGGAAAUAGAAGCAGAUCAGUUUCGAACGAAUGGAUAUUCUGAGAUAGAACGAGAAAAAUUGAAUUUGAUUAAUUCAACUUAUAAGACUUUGGAACAAUUAGAAAAUUACAAAAAUGAAACCAUUCAUUUUGAACAACAACGAACGAUUAAUCAAGUCCGACAACGGGUUUUCCAACAAGCCUUACAAGGAGCUCUAGGAACUCUGAAUAGUUGUUUGACCAACGAGUUGCAUUUACGUACCAUCAAUGCUAAUCUUGGCAUGUUUGGGGCGAUAAAAGAAAUAACUGAUUAGUCCUUCUACUGUAGGCAUUAUUUUUUUUUUUUUUUUUUUUCAAAAAAAAAAUUAAGAAAUACUCAUGGUAACCAUUCGAGCCGACGAGAUUAGUAAUAUUAUCCGCGAACGUAUU